UGCAGAUGGUGAGUGUGAGUGUGAGCGCACGACGUGCAGAGCCGGGGAGGAUCAGGCUCUGCUGUCAUCACAGGCACCUCUAGUUAUGUCCCUCGCUUAGUGCCUGAGAACCAGCUCCGUACAGAGCGGGAUUCCUCUCUCGGCGCCGCUCUGGCCACGCAGGGCUGAGCGGGAAGGCUGAGCUGCAGAGCUGCAUUGUUGGAAACAGUGGUUCUGGACAUAGUCACUUCUUCAACUGAAACCGACCUGCGGGUCAAACUCAGUCUGUCCUGGAUCUGUUGCUGCGUGUGGGUAGGAUAUUAACGAGACCGGCUUUCUUUUUCUAAUUGGAAUUCCUAUUUUAUUAUUUGUUUUCUUAGGAAUUUGAAGUAAUCGCACAAAUUAAGCUCUUGCAGUCCUCAUGUAACAGCUAUUGCAUGUCAGCAGAUGAGAAAUUCGUGCAGUGGUUUAGGAGGCAGCGGCAUUUAAGUGAUGAGGAGAGGUAGGGUCUCAGCCCAGCUGGCGAAGCAGCUUUUCUUGCCCCGCAGGCAGGUUCAGGUUCUCUCAGCCUUGAGCUCUGCGCUGCCAGGAGCUGCUCCCGGAGAGUGGAAAUACACCCGCACAGAGCUGCGCUCCUCCUUGUGGGGAUGCCACCCUCUGGGGCGUGGGAAUGGCCCAGGGCUCCUCAAAUAUGGCCACUCUGAGAUAUUUAACUGAUGGUGUUGCCUGUUCUGCAGUUUCCGGCUUUCACGCGAAAUUGAAGGAGCUGCUGACAAGAGCGUCGCAUCGGCCAAAGCUCAGAGGAGCGUGGUGAAGAGAUUCAGCCUGCCGUUCCUGGGCUUGGGGGUGAGCGCCCACAGCACAGCCGUCAACGCGCAGCCCAAACCUGCUCCAGGUGGGAGCUCUGGGGACAGCACCGUCACCAUCGUCCCUCCCACCGACACUGCCGAGGAGCCUCAGCACAAGGUAGGGCCUGGGCCCUGUGUUCAGCACAGACAGCCUGUGCGAGGCUGCUGACGCUGCCGGCGGCCCCAGGCGCUUGCCCAAGCCUGUGGGUCUUGACUAGAGCGUUGCUUGCGGUGGAAUGGAGGGCCCUGAGCUCUGGGAAAGGCAGUUGUGGGGGGAAAGCUCAUCUGCAUCAGCCCAGCCUAAUUCUGGGGCAGGCAGAGCAGCUGGGCUUUGACCUGCCAGGAACUGCCCAGGCCAGCCUUGUCUGGGCUGGGUUCCGUUCCCAGGGAGCUUUGUCCUACAGCCUCUGCUCUCUUGACCUGAACUGCCUUCACUGGGUUGCUGAAGCCCUUGUUGAGGCUGUUGUGCUCAAGAGUGUCAUCUUUAGCUUUUGGAUCUUUUCAAUUAACUGGUAAUCAAUGUGUUUGAUCUCGUGUCCCCCCUUGCUGCCAUCUGGUGACAAAUGCUCCAAGAAGUGCCCCGACUCCGUGACUCCCAUUACAACAAAAGAAGUGCCGCCAGUCCUGCCAGUUUACAACCAACAGAACGGAGAGAGCUGCAUCAUCCGGACCAGCGUAGAGGAGGACAGAAGUGGCAACAUCUACAGGAGCAUCCUGCUGACUAACCAAGAGAAGGCUCCUGCUGUCAUCCAGAGAGCCCUGGAGAAGCACAGCCUGCAGUGUGGCUCGGCCGAGGAUUACGAGCUGGUACAGAUCAUCUCCGAGGACAAAGGUGGGGAAGCAGAACUCUGCUGCUGCUGCUUGACCGGUGCUGCUGCAUUUUGACGGCAAGAGUGACACGCGAAGCGACGUCAGGAACGCCACGGACACGUUGUCACAGCUGCCGGUGAGAAUAAACCCCUGAGGCUGAGUGGUGCGCCAACUCACGCUGGCUCUGCUCCCUCUCUUGCAGAGCUGGCGAUCCCACCCAAGGCGAACGUGUUCUACGCCAUGAACACCCAGGCCAACUUCCAUUUCAUCCUGAGGAGAAAAGCUGCAGCACAGGAGGAGCCUGCGCCCCAUGGAUUUUAAUGGUUGAGCCUUCUAUAGGAUUUACUGCUUAUAUUAUAACUAUGGAAACUUUUUUUCCCCAGGUUUAGUCGGGAGUUGAUAUAUUUGAAUAUGUGACCUGUAUAUAAUGUUUGAGCUUUGUAUAAUAUUUAAUAUUUAUAUAACAAGUCUAUUACCUUUUUUCCAGUUUUUGUCUGCAGUUCAUGUAUUGUAAUACUUGAUGUUUUUAUCAUAUUUAAUCUUUACAUACUUGCAUAGAAACAUUCAUUAGUAUAUAACCCUUUUUCCACUAAUUUCUGCUUGGAGUUACUAUAUUUCAGUAGCUUAGCUUUACAGAAUAUUUGAGCUUUGUAUAAUAUUUAAUAUCUAUAGAAUAAGUACAAAACCUUUUUUCCACUAAUUUCUAAUUGGAGUUAAUAUAUUUAAAUGUUGUAUCUAUACAUAAUAUUUGAGCUUUAUUUAAUAUUUUUAUUUACUGUACUAAUAUUUAUUUUUUUAUAUUUUUAUUUAAGGUACUGAUAUUUAAUAUUUUUAUUUAAUAUACUAAUAUUUAAUAUUUAUUGACUAUUUUUAUUUAAUGUACUAAUAUCUAAUAUUUAUUUACUCUUUUUAUUUAAUGUACUAAUAUUUAAUAUUUAUUUAAUAUGUACAUAGACCUUAUCCAAUAAUUCUUGUCUGGAGUUGAUACAUUAUUUCAUCUUUAUAUAAUAUUUGAUCUUUGUAGAAUAUUUAAUAUUUAUAUGAUAAAUAUAUCAACUUUUUUCUACCAAUUUUUGUCUGGAGUGAAUAUAUUUUAAUGUUUGGUCUGUAUAUAGUGUUUGAGCUUCAUAUAAUACUUAUAUAUACAUAUGAAAUAAAUAAGUUAAUAGAUAUUAAUAAUUGAGCUUUAUAUAAUACAUCACCUUUAUUUAAUAUUUAUCUAAUAAAUACUUGAACUUUUUCCACCUCUUCUUAUCUGGCGUUAAAAUAUUUUAGUAUUUGAUCCCUAUGUAAUAUUUAAUCUUUACACAGAUGGAACAUCUCUGUAAUAAAUACGGAACUUUUUUCCACUAAUUCUUCUCUUGAGUUAAUAUAGUUUAAGAUUUGAACUUUUAUAGAAUACAAAACCUUUAUUUAAUACAUAAUCUUUAUUUAUAGAAUAAAGAUGUGAGCUUCUCUUCCCACCAAUUCUUGUCUGGAGUUAAAAUAUUUUAAUAUUUGAUCCUUAUGUAGUAUUUAAUCUUUAGCUAAUAUGUAAUGUUUCUAUAAUAAAUACGUAAAGUUUUUUCCACUCAUUUUAGUC
Messenger RNA from Columba livia (rock pigeon), 3219 nucleotides. RefSeq names its product ral guanine nucleotide dissociation stimulator-like 1. The record is from RefSeq and is a predicted model, not a curated record. The transcript is spliced from 3 exons. Lineage: Eukaryota; Metazoa; Chordata; Aves; Columbiformes; Columbidae. The coding region runs from base 1347 to 1712 and encodes 121 amino acids. Gene Ontology annotation, biological process: signal transduction.